This is a messenger RNA of Vigna unguiculata (cowpea), 768 nucleotides long. RefSeq lists its product as uncharacterized. The record is from RefSeq and is a predicted model, not a curated record. NCBI's taxonomy places the organism in Eukaryota, Viridiplantae, Streptophyta, Magnoliopsida, Fabales, Fabaceae. Gene Ontology annotation, molecular function: microtubule binding.
GACUAUAUUUUAUUAAAUCCGUGGUGAAUAACCGGAUUAGCUCGUUCUAGCACUCUACACGAGGCAAAAUAGAGGUAGUUUUAAAAAUAAGGGGAGUGCAGGAAGUAAAUAUGGAGUUUCAGAAAGUAAUUGCCCAAACCAAACCCAUGUGACCCAAUUACAUUUGUUAUUACCCACUCUACCGUUGGAACACUCCCGCUCGCUGUAGUUUGAAAUUGCGAACAAAUUUGCAGAAGCAGACACAGUAAUCGAUUCAUUCCAAAUCCAAUUACCAAUUCGUGAAAACACAAAACUACAACUAACAGAAAAGGAGUGAUAAUAUCGUAUUAUCAUGGAUUCUGUUUCUAACAUUCCUCUUCUAGACGAAGACGAUUCGUUGCUCUUCGAUGAUUCUGCACCGGCCACCGCCGAGGUCUUCUCUUGCUCCCCUCUCAUACCUCUCAGAUCGAUUCCUCUUCAAACCGAAAGUGGAGCUGCGGAUUCUGAAAAUCGAAAUUCCUCGGUGAAUGACAGUGCGAACAAAGAGAACGCGGAUUGGAACAAACCGCAGAAGCUCAGCUUGGAGCCUCAUCAAAUGAAGAGGAAGAAGAAAGGAGGCGGUUACAAUUUGCGCAAGAGCUUGGCGUGGAAUCGAGCUUUCUUUACUGAAGAAGGCACUCUCUUCCCUCCAUUAUCCGUUAAUUAACUAUGAAAAUCUAUCACUCUAAUUGUUCUAUUAUUUGAUUGAUUAAUUAAUUAUUUAAUUGGUUGAUUUGUUCUGAAUCUUAC